GGCUUGGCAACGCAUUUGUUUACACGCCACGAACUUUUUUUCGUUCCGCGAGAGGUGUUUUUUAGCAAAGCCAAGCUGUAUAUUCCAAUGAAGAAGGACGUACUUCGCCUCAUUGCGGAGGUACGGCCGCGGCGUGCACUGUGGGAUACAAACAUCGCCCUUGCCAGCCGCAAGGACGAAUGGACCUCGCAGUGGCUGGAUGUAUCUGAAACUUUGCAGCUGGACGUUACGGCAUGCAAGAAGCGCUUCAAAGGACUGAGGGACAGCUACCGAUCCGAGAUCCGAAAGAUACAGCAGGGUCGCAUCCAAAUGUCCAACUGGACAUACUUUCGCCCCUUGGAGUUCCUGCGCUGCAUAUUCGAUCCCACCGGCCUCGUGGGAUUCGCUCCAGAGCAUUUCGAGUUCGAUUUUGAGUCGGCAGAGAGCUCCAACGACUAUGAUCAGACGCAUCUGGAUGACUUUAUCAUCGAUCUGGACAAUGAUGAUUCAGUGGACUUUGAGAUAAUGGGCGACAUAUUCAAGCGUGACUCGCCCGAGCAGCAGGACUCGAGCUCCGAUAUGUCGCUGAUGAAGCGGACGGACUUUGAGUCCGGUGCGUCGUUUAUGAGGUGCCUGGACAUGGAACUGUACAAGCCGCCGCCAACGAAGCGCUGUUGUCAGCGAAAGAGUUCGCCUUCCUAUGAAGACCCCAUAACGAAUGGGGGCCAUUUCCACAACAACAACAACAACACAAAGAAUAGUCAAAUGAAAAAAACAAAUGUUGUGGACACAACGCCAGCGGCCAGCAAGGAACUUGUCCAAGCCAAGGACGAUGCUGACUAUAAUUUUCUGCUUAGCCUUAUGCCGCACAUGAAGUCCCUCUCGGACAUGGGCAAUCUCAAAUUUCGCAUGGAAGUCAGCCGCAUUCUGGUGGAACUAAAAAAGGAAGAGACUACGCCUGUACGCCCCGAUCCGCCCCCCAGGCCGCAAUACUCGCCUGCAGCCAUGCCAAAGCUAACGCCAGCUCCAGUCACGCAGCGAUCAUCCCAACACCAGCUGCAGUCGGCUCCAGAAAAAUUUCUAAGCUACCUGAACGGCUAUGUAGACAGUUCGAUGGUCGAGUGCGAUGUUAAGAUAGAAAACGAACCUUUGCUUUAAGGUAUAUAGACGUGUAAUUUUAGUCUUUAUUACACUCAUGCGUUUCUCAUGAGGAGAAACUAUAGUCGGUGAGCUGAAAAGAAAAUAUAACUUUAUAUAGAGCAUAGACAAAAUGCGCUUGAUUGAAAUUUAAUUUACUAUUUUUACAUUCAUUGUAUACAUAAGACUCGAGUGAACAUUUCUACAUCGAUUCAUACUAUAGAACUUUGCUACACACACAUUCUUGUAAUUAUUAUGCCCCUAUUUUUCACAAAAUAUAAUGGUUGCAGAUAGAUAAUGCCCCAACAAAA
This is a messenger RNA of Drosophila pseudoobscura, 1427 nucleotides long. RefSeq lists its product as uncharacterized. The record is from RefSeq and is a predicted model, not a curated record. Bases 88 to 1137 code for a protein of 349 amino acids. Gene Ontology annotation, molecular function: DNA binding. NCBI's taxonomy places the organism in Eukaryota, Metazoa, Arthropoda, Insecta, Diptera, Drosophilidae. The transcript has 2 exons.